CUCUUCCUCAACACCUUCGUGCCGGGGCUGGGAACAUUUGUGUCUGCCUUCACAGUGCUGUGCGGAGCCCGGACUGACCUCCCUGACAGACACAUGUGCUGUGUCUUCUGGUUGAACAUUGCUGCAGCUCUCAUUCAGAUCCUGACGGCUAUCGUGAUGGUUGGCUGGAUCAUGAGUAUAUUUUGGGGGAUGGACAUGGUCAUUCUUGCUAUUUCACAAGCGGAGCGGCGGUGCAGAGCAACAGAUGGGGACCUGCACUGAUCCCUUUUAGAACCGGAGGUGAAGCAAAACGCGGCGCAGGUUAGGACUGGCACAGGCAACGUGUCAUGAUGGGCAACCGAUCCGGAGGAGGGAGGAGAGCAUUGCUAGAGUGAGACGUCGCCGAGGAAGAGGGCACUUGGGCAGGCUGCCGGGACAAGAGAUCUGGUAGCUGGGGACUCUGCUUUCUUCAUCUGCAGGUUGGGAAGCAGCUGGAGACAUUUUGCCUCCUUUAUAAUUCACCAUUGAAGCAACCCAGCUGUGAAUAUCAAUGCCAAGGAGCUAUUUAUAGAUCUUUGUACAGUAUGUAAAAGCAAAAGCCGAAUGGUA
Molecule: messenger RNA, 588 nt
Organism: Gavialis gangeticus (Gharial)
Lineage: Eukaryota; Metazoa; Chordata; Crocodylia; Gavialidae
Gene: STUM
Product: stum, mechanosensory transduction mediator homolog
Exons: 4
Source: RefSeq, a predicted model, not a curated record